Messenger RNA from Harpegnathos saltator (Jerdon's jumping ant), 5235 nucleotides. RefSeq names its product transient receptor potential cation channel subfamily V iav (gene iav). The record is from RefSeq and is a predicted model, not a curated record. Gene Ontology annotation, molecular function: protein binding; calcium channel activity. NCBI's taxonomy places the organism in Eukaryota, Metazoa, Arthropoda, Insecta, Hymenoptera, Formicidae. Gene Ontology annotation, biological process: calcium ion import across plasma membrane. The coding region runs from base 324 to 3662 and encodes 1112 amino acids. The transcript is spliced from 13 exons. Gene Ontology annotation, cellular component: plasma membrane.
UCUCUCUCUUCCGUUCUCCUCCACCUGUGCGCGCUGCACACCCCCUUCCCCCCUCGCAGGGGUAAGAGAAUCCCCCGAGUGUUAUAUCGAUGGAGUCAGCCGCGAGUAGCCAUACGAUCGAGAGUGGCUUUUCGCUCUGAAUCGCGAUGGAAAUGGCGCGUUGUUCGACCUUGAGAAGUGGAAACGCUCGAGAGAAUAGUGGAGAUCUCGUAGGGCUGACAAGGGCCCGAUAAGAGAACGAGAGACUCGGUGGGAGCCGAGAGCUCUCGCAGUCACACAGGUCUCGGCGGAAGGUCUUCGGAAGAAGAGGAGAAUAUGUCUGAAUGGGUGGUGUUUGCUCGUGUCGCGGCCGCGGCAGCCAGGUCAACGCCGGCUCGAUCCUCGACCGCGUGAUCAGCCAGGCGAGCAACGAGGACCAGUGUUUGUUGUAUCGGCUGGCCAACUACAAGAAGGGCGGCGAGCUGAUAGAGGCUUACAACCAGGGCGGCCAGCCGGAGGUCGAGAGACUGAUAAGAGAGCAAUUCGGCAUCCUGAUGUACGCGGACGGCAAGGGUCAGGUGAUCAAUCGCGCCGAGUAUCUACGCUGGAAGUUUCGCGACCUGGAGCAGGUCGUGCUGCCGAUCGAGGCGUCGUUGUCGCGCUUCGACCCGUUGGCACAGUGGUACGACCACGAAGCCUGCUGGCAGAUGCAGUACAGAGGCUCGCUGGGAGAGAGCCUGCUGCACGUGCUCAUCAUAUGCGACACGCGUAUGCACACGAGGAUAGCGCGCACGUUGCUCAAGUGCUUCCCACGGCUGGCCAUCGACGUGGUCGAGGGCGAGGAAUACCUCGGCGCUAGUGCCCUUCAUCUGGCGAUCGCCUACAACAACAACGAGCUCGUGCAGGAUCUGGUCGAGGCGGGCGCGAUCAUCUCGCAACGGGCUAUCGGCAGCUUCUUCCUGCCCAGAGACCAGCAGAGGAUGAAUCCCGUAAGGAACACCGAUUACGAGGGACUCGCGUAUCUCGGGGAGUACCCGCUCGCGUGGGCCGCGUGCUGCGCCAACGAAAGCGUUUACAACCUGCUGCUCGACUCCGGCGCCGAUCCUGACGAGCAGGAUUCUUUCGGAAAUAUGAUUUUGCACAUGGUUGUAGUGUGCGACAAAUUGGACAUGUUCGGCUAUGCCCUGCGACAUCCCAAGCUUCCCACUCGCAACGGAAUCGUGAAUGCCGCAGGCCUGACCCCAUUGACACUCGCCUGCCAGCUGGGGCGUGCCGAGGUCUUCCGUGAGAUGCUGGAGCUGUCCGCACGGGAGUUCUGGCGUUACAGUAAUAUCACCUGCUCGGCGUAUCCACUCAAUGCUCUCGACACGCUGCUCCCGGACGGUAGAACAAACUGGAACUCUGCGCUAUUUAUCAUUCUGAACGGUACGAAGGAGGAGCACUUGGACAUGCUGGACGGUGGUGUUAUUCAGCGAUUACUUGAGGAAAAAUGGAAGACCUUUGCGCGAUUGCAGUUCCUGAAGCGAUUGAUUAUCUUGGUGUUUCACCUGGCCUCGCUGUCCUUAGCCGUGUACUUCAGGCCCGCGGACAUGGACGCCGAGUUGCUGCAGUGGCCCGACGAGAUUACGGACGCCGCCCGCAUCGCGGCGGAAUGCAGUACCGUGCUGGGUGUGCUAAGUUACAUCCUGGUGCAACUGGGCGGCGAGAUGAUCAACAUCGGUCCGCUGUCGUUCCUGAAGCAACUGAGCCACGAACCGGCCAAGUUGAUAUUCGUGAUCAGCAAUCUGCUCAUUCUCGCGUGCAUUCCAUGUCGUAUCGCCGGCAAUCGGCACGCGGAGGAUGCGAUACUGGUGUUCGCCGUGCCGGGCUCGUGGUUUCUUCUCAUGUUUUUCGCCGGAGCUAUCCGACUGACCGGUCCGUUCGUCACGAUGGUGUACAGCAUGAUAACCGGCGACAUGCUGACCUUCGGCAUCAUUUACACGGUCAUGCUCUUUGGAUUUUCUCAAUCGUUUUAUUUCCUCUACAAGGGAUUCCCGGGCGUGAAGUCGUCCCUCUACCAUUCCUAUCCUUCGACCUGGAUGGCGUUAUUUCAGAUAACCUUGGGCGAUUAUAACUACGCAGACCUAAGUAACACGACCUAUCCCAACUUGAGUAAGACGGUCUUUGCGAUCUUCAUGGUGCUCGUGCCGAUAUUGCUGCUCAAUAUGCUGAUCGCCAUGAUGGGUAAUACGUACGCGCACGUUAUCGAGCAGAGCGAGAAGGAAUUUGUGAAGCAGUGGGCCAAAAUUGUGGUAUCUUUGGAACGCGCUGUGUCGCAGAAGGACGCCCAUAAUUAUCUACAGGAAUACAGUAUCAAGUUGGGGCCGGGCGACGAUCCGAAUAAUCCCGCAUCGGAGCAGAGAGGUGUGCUGAUUAUUAAAAGCAAAUCGAAAACUAGAGCGAAACAGCGCAAGGGCGCCGUGGCUAAUUGGAAGCGAGUCGGAAAAGUCACGAUAAACGAGCUGAGAAAACGAGGUAUGACUGGCGAGGAGCUACGCCGUAUAAUGUGGGAUCGUGCGUCCAUCUCCACUCCUGUGCGAGUCAGUCCUAAUGUCAACGAGCCACAAGUGUCGGCAGUUACUGCAGGUUUUGGUGACGCGCUAACCGCAGCUUUGGACGUAAUGGCCUUUGCGCACGACUUUGACUUAUCCACUGCGACGGAAGGCGUACCGAGCAAUAUCGACACGAGGCAGACGAAAGCCAUCCCCGACGAGCAGACGAGAACGGCUCGGAAUAAUCCAAAGGCGGUGACGGAUGUCCAACCGCACAAACAAGCCAUCGGGGGGGAGGAGACCAAGUUGUCAGGUCUCACGGAUCUAAUUGAUAUGUCCGCCGCCGAACCGGCGCGCGUGGAAGCGAUGAACUUGAAGAACGCGAGUCAAGCAAAGGCGCACGAGGGAGCUGUCGAGGAUCCAUUCCUGGAGCUCGCUAUCGCCUCCGAGACUACGGAAGAUUACGAUACUUUAUUGCAAAUGGCCAAGUCCGCCCUAGCUACCAGUGAGGCUUCAACCACGGUCGACCCACAAAUUCUAGCACACUUCACUAUGAUCGCCCCGCCGCCCGUUGAAAAACCCAUCGUUGUUAAGAAACAAUACUUGGUGGAGUCCAGUGACAACGAUCUCGGUGGCGACAAUUUGCUCGGUACCGAAGCUCGCAUCAGGAGGAUAAAGUCGGCGAAUGAUAGAUUCAUCAGCACAUCCAAACGAUCACACCAUGACGACGAUAACGACAGUUCCUCGUCCGUCACUUCCGUCGACCGGAGUCAGCCGCAGUAUCGACCGCUGCUGAAUGAUUCGGAAGAGAGCCUGGCGAACCGCGUCGAGAACGAAGGACGAAGAACUUCCGACGUCGAAACAAUUAAGUCGGAAGUCAAGCAGAACGGCCGCGGCGGCGGCGGCGGCGGUGUUUCCAAGCCGUCGGAUAAACGCGUCCAGAAACGCCGGCCGAAAACGGCCAAGAACAGGGUAUCGCCUAAGGAAAUAGAGGAACCGGCGAGGAGACGAGAAGAAUCGAUUGAGCGGAAUAAGGCGGCUCUUUCACCUCCGGCGUCGCCCUCGGAUCCGCUCGAGCCAUGGAGCACGCGUGGCAUUACCGACAUGAACACGAUAUUGGCCUGGCGGGAGAAUGCACCGGACAGUCCUUAAUAUGACUUUAUGACAUUUCGCACUGCGACCUCCUCCACCUUCCUUUUCCUCCUCGCCGCGUGCCGCGACCGAUCACGUCGACACACGUUGGCACGCGCACACACACACAGCCGACGUCGACGCCGUGAGGCGUCGUACACAUGGAUAAUCGCGCACAAAGCGAUUUCAUGCUCGGUCAUGGCCGAGCUUUAUUUUGAAAAACGCACGUCUCAAGCCGGAUUUGGAAAAUUCUGAAUUUGUGUCCGUGAGCGAAUUUCACACACAUACACAUUUAACGCGUAUUUGAAUGGUACGAGUAUUUGAAUUGUCACGAUAUUUUUUCAAAUUGCUGUAUGUGAGAAAGCACACAUUGUGUACUUUUGUAAUAUUGUAUGAUGACGAUACAUAUGGGAAAAGGUAUUGUACAGAUUUCUAAAUUGGAGAGCAGGUCUCCGAUUACAUAUAUCAGAGACAAGAUUUUAGACAUGAAUUAAGAUUAACGGAAUUCACUGUCCGCGAUCGUUAUUCGAUAUACAAGUGUAGUUGAUUUAUUAUCCUUAAUUUUCUACCUUUGCCUUUGCGCAAGGAGUGCAAAGAGAGAGAGAGAGAGAGAGAGAGAGAGAGAGUUUAAAGAGUAAAAUCGACAACAUUUUGUAUGUCCAAAGGAUCAGCUUAUGUAUCGUUGUUUUCCGAAACAAACUUUGAAACACAGAUUAGCGUUGCAUAGAUUAGUUUUUGCUGAUACCGCGCAUGCUGUUUGCUGUAAAAAGCAGCUUGGACUUUUAUGAGGGGAGUACCGAGUGUAUAAAAUCACGCUAAAAAAAUUGGUAACGAUGUCGCGACAAAUCGAUUCGCACAUUGCGCGGGUUUGUGUUGUUUACCAUGUUUACCAUGAAUAUUAUUCGAUCUCAAAUCCACACACACCCGCGUAAAUACGCCGUAAUAUGUCGUAGAGAAUAUACCGUCAAGCGGCAUACUUUUGUGUGAUAAUUAUGAAAGCAAACAUGAAAGCGAGCAGGGACCAAAAAAUAUCAACCCACCAUAUAAUUUCUAAAGAGGUCGCACGAUGAGAAAUUUUGUACGUACACAGGGUGCGCGCGCGCGCGCGCGCGUGUGUGUGUAUAUGUACACAAGUAUAUUUAUUAAAAUGAGCCACCGAGGAAUUUCUCGAAGGCGCAAGAGUAGCUACGUAAUGCGUGGCAAGCAGUCGAAUACUUUUGCGCUCUCGAGUAUAGGUAUUUCCAAGUUUGAAGGGGACCUCCGGAUUUUACUCUCACAAAAUUUGUCAAUUAUGCAAUUAAAGCACGCCGUAUAAGCUGUAGGUAGGUAGGUAGGUAUAGGAGAUACGGUAAACUUUCCGUCCACACAGCGAGAUAUUAUUACCUGCAUUCCAGUAUCUCCAUCCAGCUCGGCUCGAUAGCGAUUAAAGCGGUAUAUCUGAGAAUCGAAAGUUAUCCCCGUUGAUCGCAUACGUGGCGCGGGCAAAGAUAUUUCCAGAUUCUUGCUACUCAGAUUUCUGUGUAAAUACUUGUGUGCAUACCACGCAGAUUUGUACACACGAGAAAGGCGCGCCGAAUAAACUAUUUUCAAGCGA